AUGGAGCAAAUGAAGCCGGACGGACAUUGGUGUGGAGAAGUCAAGACAAAUGCAACUACUACUGCAGAAUAUGUUCUUCUGUACCAGGCUCUAGGACGAGACCUUCUUAGCGACCGAGAAGCGAUCAUCUCCUGGCUGCUCUCUGUGCAAGCAGCAGAUGGUUCUUGGAGCAUCGCUCCGGAAUAUCCAGGGGACAUCUCAACUACGGUGGAGGCUUACCUUGCUUUGAAGCUGCUGGGUUUCCCAGAGGAAAGCCGCCAGUUGAAAAUGUGUCGCGAUUUUGUCAUCUCAGCUGGAGGGGUCGCCAAAGUUCGCAUAUUUACCCGCAUCUACCUCGCCAUGUUCGGCCUGUUUCCCUGGACCGCAGUACCAGAACUGCCCCCUGAGUUGAUCCUCGUACCAUCGAGGCUACCGAUAAGCAUUUACCAAUGGUCUGCCUGGGCACGGGCAACGAUUGUACCGCUUCUCGUCAUAUCUCAUCAUCGCCCUAUCUAUGCGCUGCCGAAUGGGAGGUCUGAAUCCAACGUAUAUCUUGACGAAUUAUGGUGCAACCCAGCCAGCAAGAACGUUCCAUACACCACUGGCUUUUUGAUGUCGUGGAAAUGUGAUGCCAUCGCUUUUGCGUUCAAAUUGGUUGACUUUUCUUUGCAUCGCUUGAACGGCCUCAGAACUUUCAAUCCUGUCCGCCAGUAUUCUCUUCGAAGGUGCAUUGAUUGGAUCCUCGACCACCAAGAGGAAGCGGGAGAUAUCGGUGAUAUAAUGCCUUCGCUGCAUGGUGCUAUGUUCGCCCUUAAUCUAGAAGGCUACGGGUUGGAUUCAGACCCUAUCCGUCGAGGACUGGAAGCCAUUGAACGUUAUUCGUGGCGCGACCGCCUAGGAAAACGGAUCCAAACUACAGUCUCCGCCUUCUGGGAUACUAGUUUGAUGAUCAUUGGCCUUACUGAUGCGGGAAUACCACAGAAUAAUCCUAUUCUAUCAAGAUCCGUGUCAUGGGCUCGUGGUCGACAGAUUCUCGACAGACAUGGUGACUGGGCGCUAUACAACCCCAACCUUGAGCCUGGAGGCUUCUGCUUUGGAUACUUCAACACCUGGUACCCCGAUGUGGACGACACAUCGGCGGCCGUUGUGUCAAUGAUUAGACACGACACUCAAUCCUUAUGUUCGUCCCAUGUCUUACGCGCAUUGAAAUGGCUUCUUGGAAUGCAGAACAAAGACGGGGGCUGGGGAGCAUUUGAUCGAGACAAUACAAAUUUGUUUCUGAACAAGAUACCUUUCAGCGACAUGGAUGCUCUAUGUGAUCCGUCUACUCCUGAUGUUACCGGCCAUGUCCUUGAGGCAUUCGGGCUCUUCUUGUCAACCAGUCGGAAGCACAACAUACAGGCCGGUGAAAGCCAGCUGAUAGACCAUCUAACAGCGGCUUCCCAAAGAGCGAUUGAUUACCUUUCUAGUAUGCAGGAACCAUCAGGUGCCUGGUAUGGACGCUGGGGUUGCAAUUAUCUAUACGGAACAAGUGCUUCUCUUUGUGCCCUUCAAUACUUCAUCGGUAAUACCGAGAAUAACGCCUGGUCUGGGGGGGACGACAGCAUCCUUGACGAUGUCAAGAAUGCAACAACAUGGCUGGAGGCCACUCAGAACCAGGAUGGUGGCUGGGGUGAGACAUUACACUCGUAUGAAGAUCCUCUUCGAGCCGGCUCGGGUCCAUCAACCGCAUCACAAACAGCUUGGGCGCUUAUGGGUCUUCUCCCUUACUCAUCGCCAUCGAAAAGAACCAUCUUAGAGGGGGUGGAUUAUCUGCUGAGAACACAGAAGGAGGCAAGUCCCCAUGGGGCGACGUGGCAAGAGGAUCAUUUUACUGGGACUGGAUUUCCGAGCCACUUUUAUAUGGGGUACUCGUUUUACCCACAUUAUUUUCCGUUGAUGGCGCUCGGCAGGUUUGCAUAUGCACUAGGACUGCAUCCGCUGAGAUCAUUUGAAUCAUCUCCACGUAUUCAUGUUUCUGAGGGCAAGUUGGGCGAUCAGCGUCCCACGAUCCACCACGCCUAG
This is a messenger RNA of Penicillium verhagenii, 2043 nucleotides long. Its product is annotated as terpene cyclase/mutase family protein. Lineage: Eukaryota; Fungi; Ascomycota; Eurotiomycetes; Eurotiales; Aspergillaceae. The record is from RefSeq and is a predicted model, not a curated record. The coding region runs from base 1 to 2043 and encodes 680 amino acids. The transcript has a single exon. Gene Ontology annotation, biological process: triterpenoid biosynthetic process. Gene Ontology annotation, cellular component: lipid droplet. Gene Ontology annotation, molecular function: intramolecular transferase activity.